This is a messenger RNA of Schizosaccharomyces cryophilus OY26, 195 nucleotides long. RefSeq names its product small nucleolar ribonucleoprotein Nop10. Bases 1 to 195 code for a protein of 64 amino acids. The transcript is spliced from 2 exons. Gene Ontology annotation, molecular function: box H/ACA snoRNA binding; telomerase RNA binding. The record is from RefSeq and is a predicted model, not a curated record. Lineage: Eukaryota; Fungi; Ascomycota; Schizosaccharomycetes; Schizosaccharomycetales; Schizosaccharomycetaceae. Gene Ontology annotation, biological process: positive regulation of telomerase RNA localization to Cajal body; ribosome biogenesis; rRNA pseudouridine synthesis. Gene Ontology annotation, cellular component: box H/ACA snoRNP complex; box H/ACA telomerase RNP complex.
AUGCAUUUGAUGUAUUAUUUGAACGAAGAGGGAAAGCGUAUUUAUACGUUAAAAAAAAGGGCUCCAAAUGGUAAAGCCACUGUCUCUUCCCAUCCUGCAAGAUUUUCUCCUGAUGACAAGUAUUCUCGUCAGCGUUAUACUUUGAAAAAGCGCUUCCAUGUCCUUCCUUAUGAAGUUGCUGCCAGAUCUUUCUAA